AUGAGGAUCUCUUGCAAGUUCCCAGGCUACAGUGUCACCUACAAGAUCAAUGAAAACAACAAUUAUCCACACUACUUGGCUUUAAGUGUUUUAUACGUAAGCGGCCACAACGAAACCACAGCAGUUGAAUUGUGGCAGGAGGAUACCAAACAAUGGAAGCCCAAGCGUAGAGCCUAUGGGGCAGUGUGGGACAUGAAAAAUCCACCAAGUGGAUCGAUCACCUUGAGGUUCCAAGCUACAACCAGUUCAGGGUAUGCUUAUUCGCUUUCUGAAAUCCCUUCAGACAAGCUACACCGAGAUCCCAUCGAAUCACGAUCUAAUCUUCCACCAGAUCCACUUUCAGCUGCAACUACCUCAGUAAAACUACUCCUUGUACCUAAACUGAAACUCCAAGAAAAAAACCAGACCAAAAAUACCAAGAUAAAGAUGAUAUAG
Messenger RNA from Humulus lupulus (European hop), 435 nucleotides. RefSeq names its product expansin-like B1. Lineage: Eukaryota; Viridiplantae; Streptophyta; Magnoliopsida; Rosales; Cannabaceae. Bases 1 to 435 code for a protein of 144 amino acids. The record is from RefSeq and is a predicted model, not a curated record. The transcript is spliced from 3 exons.